Phialemonium atrogriseum is the source of this 1011-nucleotide messenger RNA. Its product is annotated as armadillo-type protein. The coding region runs from base 1 to 1011 and encodes 336 amino acids. The transcript is spliced from 2 exons. The record is from RefSeq and is a predicted model, not a curated record. Gene Ontology annotation, biological process: peptidyl-hypusine biosynthetic process. Gene Ontology annotation, molecular function: deoxyhypusine monooxygenase activity. NCBI's taxonomy places the organism in Eukaryota, Fungi, Ascomycota, Sordariomycetes, Cephalothecales, Cephalothecaceae.
AUGACUCCUUCAGCAGACGCACCAGCGGCGCCCGAGACCGCAAACCCCGCGAUCCUGAGCCUCCGCAAAUCGCUCUGCUCCGAGGCGACGCCCCUCGCCGUGCGGUUCCGCGCGCUCUUCUCGCUCAAGCACCUGGCGCAGCAGCCGCAGUCGGCGGCGGCGGACGCCCUGGCCGCGGUGGAGGCGAUCGCGGCGGCGUUUACGUCGCCGUCGGCGCUGCUCAAGCACGAGCUAGCGUACUGCCUCGGGCAGACGGGGAGGGUCUCCGAGGCGGCGCCGCACCUGCGGCGCGUGCUCGAGGACAUGCAGGAGGACCCCAUGUGCCGGCACGAGGCGGCCGAGGCGCUGGCCGCGCUGGGGGACGCGGGGAGCUUGGAGCUGCUGAGGCGGUUCAGGGACGCCGAGGGGGAGGAGGUGGUUGUGCGGGAGACGUGCGAGAUUGCGGUUGACCGGAUCGAGUGGGAGAACUCGGAGGAGAGGAAGCGGGAGAAGUUGAGGCAGAGUGAUUUCGCUUCCGUCGAUCCUGCCCCCCCGAUGCCCGACACACAGAAAACCGUGGAGGAGCUGGGUGCUACCCUGAUGGACACCAAACUCCCCCUCUUCUUGCGGUACCGAUCAAUGUUUGCCCUCCGCGACCUCGCGUCCCCGCCCGACCUCCCGACCGCCGUACCGGCCGUCCUCGCCCUCGCCAAUGGCUUCGCCGACUCCUCGGCCCUCUUCCGCCACGAGAUCGCCUUCGUCUUCGGCCAGCUCUCGCAUCCCGCCUCGAUCCCGGCCCUCGCAGCCGCGCUGGGCGACCUGGAGGAGGCUAGCAUGGUCAGACACGAGGCCGCCGAGGCACUAGGCAGCCUCGGCGAGGAAGAGGGUGUUGAGGACAUCCUGAAGGGCUUCUUGCAUGACAAGGAGCAGGUGGUUCGGGAGAGCGUCAUCGUAGCACUAGACAUGGCUGAGUAUGAGAAGGGCGGGGAGGCGGAGUAUGCCCUGAUCCCAGAGGUUGCGGGCACAGCGUGA